AUGGAUGCCAGUUUGAGCGCAGCAUUUUAUGCCGAGGAAAGCAAGGCUCCGGUCAGAGGAGUUUCUGUUCCAGAGCCGUGGAGCCUGGAGCAGAUCAUUGUGACAACCAGCAAGACCUUCACGAGCAACAAGUCCAUGGAGACUGAGGUCCUGGUGGACGCUGAGCCCGUGGUGGACAGCUCACAGCAGCGGUACCGGGCUGCCAGUGCCUUCUUCACCUACGUGUCCCUGAGCCAGGAGGGCAAGUCGCUGCCUGUGCCCCAGCUGGUACCUGAGACAGAGGAUGAGAAGAAACGCUUUGAGGAAGGCAAAGGGAGGUACCUGAAGAUGAAGGCCAAGCAGCAGGGCCAGGCAGAGCCUCAGCCCUAG
This is a messenger RNA of Elephantulus edwardii (Cape elephant shrew), 369 nucleotides long. Its product is annotated as cytosolic acyl coenzyme A thioester hydrolase-like. The record is from RefSeq and is a predicted model, not a curated record. The transcript is spliced from 2 exons. The coding region runs from base 1 to 369 and encodes 122 amino acids. Gene Ontology annotation, cellular component: nucleoplasm; cytosol; extracellular exosome. Gene Ontology annotation, molecular function: long-chain fatty acyl-CoA binding. NCBI's taxonomy places the organism in Eukaryota, Metazoa, Chordata, Mammalia, Macroscelidea, Macroscelididae. Gene Ontology annotation, biological process: palmitic acid biosynthetic process; acyl-CoA metabolic process.